CUCCAGCCUGCAGCAGGUAACAUGUACCUUGUUCCAACAUCAUUGAACACAUAAUAAAUGAACUACUGAACUGUAUUAUUAUUCGCCACCACAGGACUUUAUCUUGUGACAGUGCCAAUAAAUUUGAAAUCGGUCCACAUGCACAUGCACACGCACACACGCGCGCGCGCUCGAAGAUAAGCAGGAUCUGUUGGUUUGCUUGGACAGCCCAGAGAGACUGAACUCUGAAGACAACAGUUGCCAAGUUUCACCCAGUUUGUCGGUUACCGCACGUCACUGGUGCCAGAUUUCGGUGGAUACUAACCGUCUAACGCUGUAUGCAGGUGGAGAUUCUACAACUGCAGCAUGCAGCCGGCUGAAGCACAAACGGGAGUUUCUACCAAAAGCCAGCUGUUUGACUCUCUGAAGGCGUAUCUGAACAACCCAAACAGACUACAACCUAUUAUUGGCCUGGGCAGUAUAAUAGAAUGUGUGAAGGCCGGAACCCACAACACAGAGGUAUUGUACCUGUGUGAGGUAUGUGUGUGUCGACUUAGUAAAGCGGACAUGCGGAACCACAUUAUGGGGAGUCUCCACAGAUACAACUACAUUAAAGCCUGGCACCCGCACUUAGUGUCUGAGUGGAAGGAGAAGACUGACCUUUCUAAGCUGGCCCGGCCACUGAUGGAGAUGGCCAAGAUACUUGAGGGAAAAGAGGGACCAGGGGAUGUCCAGUGGUUAGAGGCUGAAGACGCUGUAUACCAGAAGUUGGCGACACACAGUGAGAAUGACGCGGUAACUCUGAUAACUAUCUUAAGAGAUGGGCAGGGUGAACGUGAGAGCCAUUCAGAGACCGUAUCUAUGCAGCAGCAGCAGCACUAUCCCAUCCAGUCGCAGAGGAUUGUAUUGCUUUCCCAGAACCCAGACACCCUCAAGACCACGGCAAAGACAAACAAAACUAUAGCUUUCAUCAAGUCAGAAAACUGGUUAAAGAACACAUCACCUGAACCCUCUGUGCUAUCAGACUACGGCAACAGCUUUCUUGAUGGCUACGCAGGGACCAAGCCUCUUAUUGGUCUGUUCCGCAUGGUUGAAUGUAGAAGUGAAGAUGGCUACACGCACUGUUUCUUAUGUCACUGCUGCCGCAUCAGAUCCAACAAAAUGGACAUCAUUGAUCACCUAACCACAUCUUCCCAUGUCGUGAACUACUUGAUGGAAACUUACCCUGAGCAGGUGGAGGUAAUGAUGGCAGAUACUGAUGACAGCAAUCAGCUUCUCCAGUCACUGGCCAAGAGAGUGGAGAGAGAGGAGGGCAGAGGAGAGCCAAAGGUGGUAAACGCACCAGAAUCCCUCUGUAUCCUAAUGACAGGCAAAAGUUACCACUGGUGUCUAAGGAUGCUACAUAGUGGUGGAUGGACACACACUAAGAACCAGAAGUGGAAAAAAGCUGUCAAAGGGCCAAGUGUGAACAAGACAUUGAAUCAAGGCAUGCCAGAGAAAUGUGCCACGACGUCAAAACGGGCAAAAAGGAGGAAAGCAAAUAGAAAACUGAGGGGAGUGACUAAUACUGUAUUCAAGGUAAGCCUGCCUCUUACCAAAGGUUCAGUGCUGCUGGAGAGGACCUCCGUCAGCAAGGACAGCCUCUCUGUGACAUCUGGAUACUCACCUUCACGGGACUUAGAUCUCAGUCCCCCGCCAGAGUCCCUGUCAGAGGACUGUGAGUUGGACUGUGACAGUGAAUCAUUUGCAGUUAACCAGGCUGUGCACACCUCACAACUUCAGCAAGACAUCUAUGGUGGACAUGAGGACACUUAUCAAUACAUGGAGCCGGAAAGGAACUUCACAGUCACUCAGUAUCAAGAGGUGGAUGGUUGUUCCAGUGACAACGAAUACUUUGAGCAGUCAGACAGAACUGGAACAAAAUAUCAAAAGAUGUGUGGGGACGAUUAUUACAACAGACAGCACGGUUCUCAAGAAAGUUCAAGUAAGAGGUUUUACAAAGAGUGGCAAACUGAAGGCUCCCAGACAGAAAACAAGUGGCUGUCACCUGCUGCAUCGCACACUGAGAACUGGCCAUCUUGUAACUCCUCCUACAGACAUGAGGCAGGUGGCACUGAGCAGUGGUACAAUCCAACUACACAGAGUAUAGUUGCCACAAGAGUGUCAAGAGAGGAGAGACAGAACAAGAUAAGCUCACACGCUACUCAACAGUAUUACCAACAACAACCCAAAAAUCAGUACAUGAUACAAGCUCAUACAAGCCUUCAGCGAGGCAGUGUGGGUCAGUAUGGUUUGUCUGAUGAACUGGAUGCUCAUGCAGAUCCUGCUAGGAUCUACAUGCAUCAUCGUGCAGGAGAUUCCCUUGGUCACAGUGGCAGUAUUGCACCAGAACCAAGAGUGCGGUUUCUUGAUAAUGAACAGAGACAAUUGCAAACAUACAUGGAGUUCACCACUGGUCCUGUCCAGACAGCUCAACAAAGCUAUAUGACACAAUCUACAGCCCAUCAAGCCAUCCAGUAUAGCCAUAGUGUGAUGUCUAACCCCAAUUACAAUAUUGGACCUAGGACAAACUCUGACCAGCGCUUCCCUCAUCCACUAAACAGUGGUGGUGGACGUGGCGGUGGUGUGUCCCAAUCAAAUACUUUCAUCCCACCUGGGCAAGCUCCGGGUUAUGCACCUCACUCUGAUUGUAAUUUCCGAGCCACUGGUUUUUCAGAUUUGAGGACUUCAGGAAGUUCAGGUGGAACAACUCCAUUUAUGUUUGAAUAUCCCAAAUUUUGAUUCUGCAUACAUUACCACACUUGACCGAGACCAGAUUUCUACUGAAGGGACUUGCAAGCUCAUUUAAUGAAAUCACACUCAGAUGGUGCAGCCCUGGUUCUAAUUCUGCCCUGGCAUAUUUUUUGUUGUUGUUGUUCCUCUGAAAUGAACGAGUUGUUUUUUUUUUAUUAUCUCAGAAUGAUGACUCAAGAAUAUUGGGGAUAAUUACAUCAUUUAAAGUGAAACAUACUGGCAUUCGUGUAUUUCUAGGUGUAACAUGCACACUAACCAAGUGAGGAUGAGUAACUUGCUCAGUAUAAAAACUUCAAACUUUUUUUCCAGUGUUGUAUAAGUUGUUUUGGUUCAGAGCAGCAACAAAGAAAUAAAAGUUGUCAAUCACACUGAAGCUGUGGUUUGUAGCUGUCAGUAAUUGAUGAACUACUACUAAUACUACAAAUAGCUACUUUUUUUAUUUCCUUUGAGCCAAUAUGUCAAAUGUGACUGUAUUUAUGUACAAGCUGUGCCAAAAUAACUCCAAAGAAGAAUUCAUUUUAGAUUGCAUUAGAUGUGUGAUGGUUGUUAUGUUUGUGCUUAAAUGGAUUUUCUAAACCUUUGAAGAGAAAUGUUAAUGCGAUAAAACAAUAUACUGCUUUCCUAAUUGUAUUACAGUAAAAAUGGCUGAGGUUGUUUCUAUGAUGUUUGGAUGACCUCUUUUUGGUUAUUUUGUGACCAUUAAAGAUAGUAUAUUUAUGUUGAAUAUGUCCAUGUGUUAUGGAAUGCUACUGAUAUUGACUCUAAGUUUCCAAAAACAAAACUUGGGAAAUGAUACAAAUGAUUAAUCUCCUUCUCUUUGGAAAUAUAAGGCUCUGUAACAUCAGUAUAUGUUGUAUGUUUACAUUGGCAGCUGUUGUAACAAUGCAAAUAUCUAAUGCUGUGGUGCAUAAUAAAGUUUUGUAAACAUCUCUUAA
Messenger RNA from Epinephelus moara (kelp grouper), 3707 nucleotides. RefSeq lists its product as uncharacterized. The record is from RefSeq and is a predicted model, not a curated record. The coding region runs from base 346 to 2760 and encodes 804 amino acids. NCBI's taxonomy places the organism in Eukaryota, Metazoa, Chordata, Actinopteri, Perciformes, Serranidae. The transcript has 12 exons.